This is a messenger RNA of Opisthocomus hoazin, 3969 nucleotides long. The record is from RefSeq and is a predicted model, not a curated record. NCBI's taxonomy places the organism in Eukaryota, Metazoa, Chordata, Aves, Opisthocomiformes, Opisthocomidae.
AUGACUAUAGUCAAUAAGUCGAAAUCCAAGAAACCUAAGAAACCAUCACCCAAGCAGUCUGGUACAUCCAAGAAACCCUGUACUAAAAAAAUGACAUCACGCACUGCGAAUAUCAGGCGGGUACCGCCUGCAGACAACCCAAAAAAAGUUGCUGCCAUUGAAGGACCAGGAGGUGCUAUUUUUUGUAGAACAGCUGAAAAACCUAAGCGGUUUGGCCAGAGAGAUCUGAUUGUUAAUGACGGAAUUGCACCACCUCAGCGGAUUCUCUUCCCACCAGAAAAGAUCUGUUUGGAUUGGAAACCGACACAAAAUGUUGGCGUCGGGCUUCAAAAUCUUGGCAACACGUGUUUCCUGAAUUCCACCUUGCAAUGCUUGACAUACACACCUCCACUUGCAAACUAUAUGUUAUCCCUGGAGCAUACACGGUCAUGUCGUGUGGAAGGAUUUUGUAUGAUGUGUACCAUGGAGACACAUGUUAACCAGGUCCUCUGUUUUGCUCAUAGUGCCGUCAAGCCUACAUCUGUGAUCAAUUGCCUUAAAAGAAUAGGAAAACAUUUCCGUUUUGGGAGUCAAGAGGAUGCACAUGAGUUCUUGUGCUUCACCGUUGAUGCGUUGCAGAAAGCUUGCCUAAAUGGAAGCACAAAAUUGGACAGAUCCUCUCAAGCGACCACUCUUAUUUAUCAAAUCUUUGGAGGAUACCUAAGAUCCCGAGUGAAAUGCUUGAGCUGCAAAGCUGUCUCAGAUACAUAUGAGCCAUUUCUUGAUAUUACAUUGGAUAUAAAGGCAGUUACAUCUGUUACCAGAGCCCUCGAACAAUUUGUAAAACCAGAACAGCUCGAUGGUGAAAAUAGCUACAAGUGUAGCAAGUGCAAAAAUAUGGUCCCUGCAUCGAAGAGGUACACGAUACAUCGUUCAUCUAAUGUCCUUACAAUAUCGCUGAAAAGAUUUGCAAAUUUUACAGGUGGAAAGAUCAACAAGGAUGUAAAAUAUCCUGAAUAUCUCAACCUUCGGGCUUAUAUGUCUCAGUCAACGGGAGAACCACUGAUCUAUGCGUUAUAUGCCGUGCUUGUACACAGUGGCUUCAGCUGCAAUGCUGGGCAUUAUCUUUGCUUUAUAAAGGCUGGAAAUGGACUUUGGUAUAGGAUGAAUGACGCCACGGUAGAGCUUUCCGAUAUUGAAACAGUGCUUAAUCAGCAAGCCUACGUACUUUUUUACAUCAGGCGCUAUGAUUUGACUCUUGCGGAGCGUGCGUUUUACCUACCAGCGCCAUCUUACCCUGGCUCAUUCCUUGGUCAGCAAGGGACUAACAACAAGCAGUCUGGGUGCAUGAGCCCACGGCUUCCUCCGUUUACGAUUAAGAAUUCAAGUCACUUGAAUGGCAACGGGCCACUAAAAGAGGAGCCAGGUACCGUUGAUAUCACCCUAAAAAGGCCGUCGUCAGCUCCACCAACAGCUUGCAUUCAAAACUGGGCGAUAACAAGGCCUUCUAUAACGGAUCCGUCGAAGACACACAAAAUCACCAUCAGUAUUCACAACAAACAGCGCGCGUGCCAGACUGUGUCACAGACAGAUUGUCUCACCAGUGCUGUGGAGGAUGAAGAUACAAGCAAGCCUGGCCCUUCAUCCACCGUUACAAAUAGUUCUGCAGCGGAGUCUACCUCAAAUACAUCUACAGUGUCAGCUGCUAUGAACCUUUCCAAACAGGACAUUCCUAGUGUUCCUUUUGUUGAGCCCGUAGUGAAUGGUCAUCCCAAACUUGGCUCAGAUAAUGCAGUCCUUGGUGGUGCAGAAUCUUCACGGAAAGCUGAAGAGUCGCAGGGCUUGCUCAGAAGGAAUCGCACCGUAGCGUCUACUAGCAGGGUUGUGAUGGGAACAGUGGUCCACACAUUGCAGAAUUCCAAUUUGUCACAUCAGAAUGCUGAAGAGGAAAGAACCCAGUUGCCAGAAAAUGAACUGCUAAGUGAUGCUAUUAGUUUUGAUGAACUGUUAGAAGAAAAUGAACUGCUUGAAACACUGCCUGGACUUUUGUCACCACAUCCACCAGAAAUAAACUUCGAAUCUGUCACGUACAGCCAGGUCAACCACUUGUCAGAGGAAAUAAGUGUCCCUGGACCCCAGAAAUGUUCAGACGAUGACAGUCUUAUAGAAAGUGUCAUAAUGAACGCAUUGCUUGCCUACGAAGAGGCCAGAAAGGUUCCUUGCAACUUCAGCAGUGAAGUUGAGAAAUUUUUUGUUCAAUCAGAUUUUGGAAACCUCUCUGCCAAAGAAAAAUUUUCCGAAAUCAUUAUAACAAAUGCUGACAGUGUGCAUCCCCAAAUCAACGGGCAGCAUAAGAUAGGUAAAAAAUCCUUGGAUACUGAAAAUGGAUUCUUGGGGCAAUGCGAAUCUGAAGAUGAUAAAGGCAAAGACGAAAAAAGAUCAAAAGAACCCAAACUGAUUUCAAAAGAAAAUCUGUUGUACAACAAAGACUCUGCUGAGACCAGAGAGAAAUUAGAACAAACUUCACCCGUGAAGUCUGACACUGACAGUUCUAAAAACCUUGUGUCUCCAGAUCUCACAGAUAAAUGCCAAGAUGGAAAGGGCAUUUUGAACAACUACAUUCAUGUUCCACCUGUUAACGAGUCCUCUAUUACAAAGCUGGAUAAAGUUUUAGAAAGCCAGUUUUCUAGGCAAAAAGAAGGUCUGGGUAAUAGAAAAUCCGAAGAAGACAGACAUAGGAAAAAAUAUAAGGAAAAAACAUAUGACUAUAAAAAACCUGAGAAAGACCACUACCGAAAAAAGAGGGAGAAUUCAGACAGUGAAGAGAAGGAAAAGCAAAAUAGGAGCAAAACAGAAGAUCAUUCCAACAAGAGUCAGUGCUUUCGCACUGGGGAAACAAAUGAGCAAAAUCGUCCGAGGCAGGAAUAUCGCAGUGUUAGCAAGUACCAAUAUUUUCAGAACGAAAGAACCGUUCCAAAUAAUGGCAAGACCUCGGGAAAAUAUUAUCACUAUCAAUCAAGGAGCAGAGAGAGAAUGGAGCUGGAGAGAAAGAAGUAUAAUGAUUCCAAAGGAGAGAGAAUAUGGAUCCGGGAGAGGUAUUAUUCAGAAGAAAUACGGAGGCGGGAAAAAUGUCGCUACUACUAUGAUUAUUAUUCAUCCCAUGGAUCAAGAGAGAGGAAGUCCUCUUACUGUGAUAAAGACCUUGACAAGUUGGGUAUGCCUUACAAUAAUAGGUCGUCCUAUAAGGAUUAUCGUUCUAGAAGCAGAAGGUCUCAGAACUCACUGGCUAGAGAGGAAGAUGGACAUCAACUCGGCAGCCACCGAGCGAGCAUACCUCACUGUGCAGCACUGCAGCACCAGGCUGACAAAUCCUCUCGCAAAAGGCACGCGCUGCCACCUGCGAUGGCUCAUUCCCAUUUGGAGGACUCUUCCCAGGAGAGUGGAAAAGUAAGCCGCAGCAAGAGGAAACAUACCCAUGCAGAAGGAAGUGAAAACGAAACGGAAAUGAAACGUCGCAAGAUGGACAACGAAGGAAUGAAAAAAGAUAAGAAGGUGAAAAAGAAAAAGAGAUCUAAAGAGAAACAUCGGGAAAAGGAUUACAAACUCUGCGAUUUGGAUUUUGCUGCACUAGCCUUUCAUAGUGACAAUCCAAAACAUAAGAAAAAGAAGAAAAAGAAGAAACAUGAAAGGAAAUUGAAAGGGUCCCUAGAACGUUUAGAACUUCACCUCCAGAAGAAGACACGGGAGAAGGAAUCCUACGCUGCGGGAGACUAUUUAUGUGACCAGGACAGAAACCAGGGCAGCAAACAACUCUACAAGGAAGGGAUGCCUUCUGGUGCAGGUGAUAGCAAGAACCACAGCUCUGUCACAGCCAAAGAGUGUGUUAAAGGUGCGGAGCUUACUGAUGGAAGCCUUCAAUACACUAAACUAAACCUACCAUCAAACCCGACCCUAGACUUGACCGACACUGACCAUCAAACCCGACCCUAG